This is a messenger RNA of Aspergillus caelatus, 888 nucleotides long. Its product is annotated as ankyrin. Gene Ontology annotation, molecular function: protein binding. NCBI's taxonomy places the organism in Eukaryota, Fungi, Ascomycota, Eurotiomycetes, Eurotiales, Aspergillaceae. The transcript has 3 exons. Bases 1 to 888 code for a protein of 295 amino acids. The record is from RefSeq and is a predicted model, not a curated record.
AUGGAUGUUGGCACUCCGGGCAUAUAUGGGAGUGUAUUGCACACAGCAGCAUAUGAGGGCCAUGUGGAAGUUUGUCAGCUACUUCUUGAUAAAGGCGCAGACGUCAAUAGUCAUGCGGAGCCGUUUGGCAAUGUGCUGCAGGCAGCUGUCUAUGGCGACCACCCUCUGAUCGCUCGGAUGCUUCUUGAAAGAGGGGCUGAUAUAACAGCACCAGGAUCCCGUUAUGCUGAUAUUCUCCACACCACGUCAACCUUUGGCCGCUUUCAGAUCCUUCAGUUACUACUGGAUCAAUGUGACAUUGAUCCAUUCAGUGCAUCCUACAACCGUGCUCUGCAGGCUGCUUUAGAUCACGAAGGAACUGCAUUACAUAUUGCUUCUUCCAUGGGCCACACGCGGAUCAUUCAGCUCCUCCUGGACCACGGAGCUGAUAUCGAGGCUCAAGGUGGAUACUUUGGUACAGCACUACAGGGCGCUGCAGCAUAUGGACAGAUUUCAGCCGUAAGAUUGUUACUCCAUAAAGGCGCUCGUGUCAAUGAGCAAGGAGGACAUUAUGGCAAUGCGCUACAGGCAGCAUCAUAUGGAGUCUCUUCGACGACGGCGAUAGUGCAGCUCUUGCUUGACAACGAAGUAAAUGUUAAUGCUGAAGGGGGAUACUUUGGAACAGCCUUGCAAGCUGCAUGCUAUAGAGGCAAUGUCCAGAUUGCCAGAUUGCUAUUGGAAAAUGGAGCCGAUAUGCAACUGGUUCAGCUACUACUUGAUCAUGGUGCGGAUGUCAACGUUGGGGGUGGGAGAUAUGACUCUCCUUUGAAGGCGGCUUUGUCGAAGAGGAAUUUUCAGGUCGCUCACUUGUUGCGGAAACAGGGUGCUCAACUCCCGGCAUUGGUAUAG